AAAUACGGCAAAAACAAGGAAAAUAAUAAAUUGAACAAUUAACAGAAGAGAUCCAUCUGUCAGUAAUAAGAGAAGAAGGCAAUUCAAAUUAAUUAAUUUUCAGAAAAUAAAUUAUUUGAAUAAUGGAAAAAGCUAAAAAUAAACGUGAAGCCAAAGAGGAAAAAUUGAAAGAACAAAAAAUUGAAGAGCAGAUGAUGAAACUCUUAGAAGAACUCAAGAGUCCGGAAGAUAAGUUACGUUUAUUGUUGACCAAAUAUGUUGAAACUGAACUCAAAAACCGGCGUUUAGGACAGGAUCUGAAAACACAUGAGAAACAACUAGAAGCGGUGGUUAGAGAAAAGGAAAACUUACAAAGGGAUUAUAAUAAAAAUUUACUUAUGAGAGAUAAAUUAACUGAAGUAUGUCGAGAACAACAAAAGUUAAUAAAAUCGGUAAAAAAUGAAAGUAUGCAAAAGAUUCGCGAAGAGGAAGAGAAACGCAAGGAAAACCAAUCGAAAUUUCAAAGUUCUUUGAACGAAAUUACCCAAUCGUUGAGCAAAAACAAUGAAGAAAAUAAUAAAUUACGUGAUCAUAAUAUUGAAAUGACCAAGAAAUUAAAAUUUCUGGCUGAACAGUAUCAGGCUCGGGAACAACAAUUGGAGAAACUUAAUGAACAAGUGCAACUUGAAUCGCAAUUGCAUCAGGCGAAAUUGAAUAAAGUUCAAGUCGAGGCAGCCAUGGAGAAAGAGAUACUAAUCAAAGAAAAACAAAUUGCUUUAGAGAAAUUAAUGCAAACGCAGAAAAUGCUUCAAGAGUUAACGGAACGUGAACAAGCCUUAAAGGAACAACUGAGUUUGUAUACUGCCAAAUAUGACGAUUUUCAAAAUUCUUUACAAAAAUCAAAUGAUAUAUUUGCCACUUAUAAAUUGGAAUUGGAAAAGAUGAGCAAAAACACUCGUAAAAUAGAAAAAGAAUCUUUAGAAUGGAAACGUAAAUGGGAGAAAAGUAAUGCUACACUUAUCGAAUUAGCCACGGAGAAGAAAGAACGUGACGAGCAUGCCUUGCGUUGUAAUAAGCAAGUAGAGCAAUUGCAAAAAUUGCUAAGAGCUUUGCAAAACGAACGCAAUCAUUUGUAUAAAGUGAUUAAGGAGCAUAAUGUAGAUGUGCCGCCGUUACCUGUCUUGCCGCCCGAACCGGAGCCUCUGAAGGUUACACCGAUUAAUGCGGCCGAUAAAGAUAAAAUGGAGGUGAUGUCUCGCAAUUGUGCUGAACUAAAGAUGACUUUGGCCAAUUUACAAAAUCAAAUGAAAUAUUUGAAUAUGAAAGGUGCUGAGGCCGAGGAGCAAUGUCGUCAAUUGCAAGCGCAAGAGGAAGCGAUUAAAAAAAAGCAAAAGAAAAAAACAAAAUCUAAGAAAAAUGCAAUUGUAACCGCAGCCACAGAAGUUUCCACAACAUCCAAUAUUAAAGAAUUAUCACCGACUAACUCAGAGAAGUCUUCCGCCACCAAAAAGGAUUUUGACGAUAGUGUUAAUGAAAGUGCUUCCCAAGAAUUGUUAUUGAGCGAAGAUUUUAAAGAUGUAAUGGCUUCAGAAGUGUCGAAGGAAGAAGCAGAAAUGCCUGCAUUUAAUAUGUCCGAUAAUUUGGCGGCGAAUCUUUGCGUAGUUACGGAACCGGUGCCAAAUUAAAUUACCGUUAUCAUUAUCGAUUUCCUUCGUUUACAACGAUAUUGUAUCAUUUUUUAGAUAUAAAAAAAAGCUUCGACUAUUCUUUCUCUUAUAAAUCAUAUUUUGAUAAAUUAAAUACUUUC
Messenger RNA from Glossina fuscipes, 1786 nucleotides. RefSeq names its product alpha-taxilin-like. Gene Ontology annotation, molecular function: syntaxin binding. NCBI's taxonomy places the organism in Eukaryota, Metazoa, Arthropoda, Insecta, Diptera, Glossinidae. The coding region runs from base 123 to 1664 and encodes 513 amino acids. The transcript is spliced from 6 exons. The record is from RefSeq and is a predicted model, not a curated record.